Molecule: messenger RNA, 15407 nt
Organism: Bemisia tabaci
Lineage: Eukaryota; Metazoa; Arthropoda; Insecta; Hemiptera; Aleyrodidae
Source: RefSeq, a predicted model, not a curated record
GUAAGACGAUACCUUUUCAGUGCUGUUCAUAUUGCACUUUUGGAAUGUAUUUAUAACAAUAUUUUUGAAUAUUUUUGUGCGCGUGAGAUAUUUGGCUACAAUUUCUCAUAAUUGGUCCCAUCGGCGCUAAAGGAAAAGUGUCGAUUGAAAACAUUUUGAUCCCAGGAUUAAAUCUAAACUCAAAGGGUACUUUCUGACUUCUUCCCACCCUCAUAUUUAUGCAAUUUGUCUCAAGUGUAUCGGACAGUUGUUUUCAGUUUCGGAAUUCGCUAUUCAUAAUCACUUCUUAUUCUUGAUUCAGAUCGAGAUAUCUUUUAUUUCAAUAAGUUGUCCCCACCACGGCAAUCAGUCGGAUACCUUCGAUGCUGAUUUUUUGGAGCAGUGAACUCACCGUGCAUCUUGGCAGCAUUCUGAAAAUGUUAGCCAGUGAAAAGUGAUAAUUAAUCGUAUUUUUUGCCUGUAUUUGUAAUUUUUAAGACCCGACGGUUUUUCUCACAAUAAUCGAAACAACAUAGUGAUAAAGUAUUGUUUAUCGCGAAGUGUUCGCAAUUAAUCGGUUUUAUCGGUGUGAUUAUGUGCGUUGGAGUACGACAUCGUGUCAGAACAACGACUUGCUAAGGAUUUCUCCAACGGCAGAGCGUAUUUAACAGAUUCUACAAUGUGCUGUGUGAAUUGAAUAUUUUCAAAGAACUUGUGCCAUUGCAGUUAUGAAAUGACUAAUUCUUAUUAAUAUCUGAUACAAUGGCCAGAACUUAAAAAUGUUGUGCUUCGUGAAAAUAGCUGUAUCCCCAAAAUAUACAUCUUUCUUCUGACGGGAUAUUUACAGCCUCCGUCCCUUUUCUCCGCAACUCAACUGUAACCGUAACACGCAAGUUCUUCAGAUACUUCGCUACAAACUAACGAGCAGUGAGAAAUAAUGGAUUAACCAUACGGGUCCGGACAUGUUUAGAACUUACUUUUAACUUAGUAAAGUCAUUUAAAACCAGCCAACGCCGUAUGUGCGUCGUCCUUCGGAAACUACAUCGAACGGUCGAUGAUUUUAAAAUCAGUGUCAUUAGUAAUCCAGCCAGUUAAACUUUGAAACACCUCAGCGAUGAUUGAAACCAAUCGAUAUUAUGAACUUUCACUCGCGACGAAGGUAUGUUUUUGAAUUCUAAGUUGUCCGAAACCACUUUGUCGCAUAUUGUGCUGAUCCUUCAGAAAUGCAAUCUCUCCUGAACGAUGCGUUGAAUUUAUCCUAGUGCAACUUUGAUCUCGCGGUUUUAAUCGAGGAAUUUCAAGUCAGAUUAACUGGUUAUACCGAAUUCAGUAUGUAGUUACUCCCAAUUGAAAAAAGUUCUGUUCGACCGAAGACCCCGGUUCGGGAACCGAGGACGGGCGUCAAGAUGGACUCCCUGGAGCGGCUGAUGGAUAUGUCGGCGGCCCACAAUCGGAACCGCCCUCUGGUGGAGAACAAUAACAACAACAACAACGGCAACAAGGCCGGGAACCUGGCUCACAGCCUGGCUUCCAUCGUCGCGCGCAAGGGUAGACACCUAACCGGCACGUUCUGCCUCACCGGCGAUGCCAUGGAGGCCAUCAUCCAGUGCUUGGUCUUUCUCAAAGCUUUCUCGCUGGUCGGUGGCGAGUUUGAUAUGGAACUUAAUUUCGUUAUUCAAGAUGCCCAAAAUAUCCGGCAUAUGUUGGAGCUGCUCGAUCACUGUCCUGCCAAUCUCCAGGCUGAAAUUUGGAGUGUUUUCAUAGCCAUCCUAAGGAAAUCCGUCCGAAACCUUCAGGCAUGCACCGAUGUCGGCCUCAUCGAGCAUGUGUUGAAUAGGCUAAGCCACGCUGAUAAUAUAGUUGCCGAUUUGCUCAUUGAUAUGUUAGGUGUUCUAGCCAGUUAUAGUAUAACAGUUAAAGAAUUGAAGUUACUAUUCGGUGCAAUGAAAGCUGUGAAUGGAAAAUGGCCCAGACAUUCCGCCAAACUCCUCAACGUCCUAAAACAAAUGCCUCAGAGGAAUGGUCCGGAUGUUUUUUUUAGUUUCCCUGGCCGAAAAGGAUCGGCCAUUGUGUUACCACCUUUAGCAAAAUGGCCCUACGAAAACGGGUUCACAUUCACAACGUGGUUUCGACUAGAUCCUAUCAAUUCUGUGAAUAUAGAAAGGGAAAAACCGUAUUUAUAUUGUUUUAAGACUAGUAAAGGUGUUGGUUACUCAGCUCAUUUUGUUGGAAAUUGUUUAGUUUUAACUUCUAUGAAAAUUAAGGGGAAAGGCUUUCAGCACUGUGUCAAGUAUGAAUUCCAACCUCGAAAGUGGUACAUGUUAGCUGUGAUUUAUAUUUAUAAUCGGUGGACGAAGAGUGAAAUCAAGUGUCUUGUCAAUGGGCAACUAGCCUCAAGUACAGAGAUGGCCUGGUUUGUCUCAACAAACGAUCCUUUUGAAAAGUGCUAUAUUGGUGCUAUGCCUGAAUUAGAUGAAGAACGGGUUUUCUGUGGUCAAAUGGCUGCUAUUUAUCUAUUCAAUGAAGCUCUUACAACGCAUCAAAUUUGUGCCAUGCACAGACUAGGACCUGGUUAUAAAAGCCAGUUUAAGCCAGUUUGUGAUAAUGAGUGCCAUCUAAAUUUGCCCGAGAAUCAUCGUAGGGUGAGUGAGGAAGUGGAUGACCCUUUAAGCAUGACUCUGCCUAAAGUCAAAUCUGUUUUAUAUGAUGGCAAACUUUCAAAUGCCAUUGUUUUUAUGUACAAUCCAGUUGCCACUGAUAGCCAGCUCUGUCUUCAGUCCGCUCCCAAAGGCAACCAAUCAUAUUUCGUCCAUAAUCCUCAUGCGCAAAUGCUACAGGAUGUUAAAGCUGUGAUAACUAAUUCAAUUUAUAGUACUCUCAACUCGGUCGGCGGAAUCCAAGUCCUAUUCCCUCUUUUUUCUCAGCUUGAUUUGCUCACGGAUUCUAAUGAUUCAAAGAAAGAUCCAACUCUAUGUUCAAAAUUAUUGGGGUUUAUCUGCGAAUUAGUUGAAAGUUCGCAGACAGUUCAGCAACACAUGAUCCAAAACCGUGGCUUCCUAGUUAUUAGCUAUAUGUUGCAACGUUCAUCCAGGGAACACUUAACGAUAGAUGUUUUAAAUUCAUUCCUGGGCCUUACAAAGUACCUUGUCACAUGCCUCAAUUCAAAUUGUGAACUCCUACUCAAGCAGUUGCUGGAUCACGUUCUCUUCAACCCUGCCUUGUGGAUUUACACACCGGCCCAAGUACAAAUCCGACUCUACUCUUACUUAGCAAAGGAAUUCCUGUCCGAUACGCAAAUUUAUUCAAACGUUCGGCGAGUCUCCACCGUUCUUCAAACCGUCCAUACUUUAAAGUAUUAUUAUUGGGUUGUCAAUCCCCGCGAUAAAAGUGGCAUUACGCCCAAGGGGCUAGACGGCCCUCGACCUGCUCAAAAAGACAUAUUAGCGAUAAGAAGUCACAUCCUCGAAUUCUUGAAGCAACUCAUGAUGCUCACAAAUGGUGUUAAAGAAGAUGAAUUGCAAAGCAUUCUUAAUUUUUUAACAACAGUUCGAGAAGAUGAAAAUCUGCACGAUGUGGUUCAAACUUUAAUUUCUCUCAUGUGUGAAUUUCCCGCCGCAAUGGUACCUGCUUUCGAUGCUAAACAAGGAGUGAGAUGUAUAUUCAAGCUUCUUGUUUCCUCUAGUCAACUCAUUAGAUUACAGGCAUUGAAACUCCUGGGAUUUUUCCUUUCUAGAAGCACGCACAAGCGCAAAUAUGACGUCAUGAGCCCGUACAAUUUAUACACUCUGCUAGCUGAGCGAUUACUAUUAAAUGAAGAAACUUUAACCCUACCAACCUAUAAUGUCUUAUAUGAGAUUAUGACCGAGCACAUUAGUCAACAAAUCUUAUACACUCGGCAUCCAGAACCUGAACCUCAUUUUAGGCUAGAAAAUCCAAUGAUUUUAAAAGUUGUUGCAACCUUAAUCAGACAAUCAAAACAAUCAGAUCAAUUACUGGAAGUGAAAAAGUUAUUUUUAUCGGACAUGACACUUUUGUGCAAUAAUAAUCGUGAGAACCGUCGGACUGUGCUUCAGAUGUCUGUUUGGCAGGAAUGGCUCAUUGCAAUGGCCUACAUUCAUCCCAAAAAUUCUGAAGAACAAAAGACAUCAGAAAUGGUUUACAGUCUUUUUCGAAUGCUCCUUCAUCACGCUAUCAAGUACGAGUAUGGCGGUUGGAGAGUGUGGGUAGAUACUCUUGCGAUAGUUCACUCAAAGGUCUCCUACGAAGAGUUUAAGUUGCAAUUUGCUCAGAUGUAUGAACAUUAUGAGAGGCAUCGUAGUGAUAACAUAACAGACCCUCAUGUGAGACAGCAGCGACCUAUCAGCACAAUAUCUGGUUGGGAACGCCAAGCGGCAGCUGUGCAACACUGUAAUCAGGACUCCGAUUCAGAGAGGGAGGAUGAUGAAACUUCGGAAGGAAAAGAAACUGAAAGGCACGCAGCAAAGUACAUUGAAAUGGAGGAAGAUAGUUCUGUACCUGCAAAAAUUCGAACCAAAUCAAUUGAAGAAGAAUCGAAUAUCACCAUACCCCCGGUCCGAAGUGCCAGUCCAUUAUUUGCCAACAUUAUCCACGAUUCAGAAGAAAUGGAUACUCAGAUGGACGAUACAUCUACAGAUGAAGUAGAAAACACAAAGAAUAGUUCAGACAAUAAUUUAAACUCUAGCAAAAGUGAUUUAACUGAAACACUAGAAAAGUCCGAAACGCCCGUAACACUAGAUAAUCUCAGCUCAAACGAAGCUGUUGUUGAUGAUGACUUACCAGUCGCAACAACAGAGUCGAGUCCAAUCCCAGGUGAGAUUCUACCCGACGAAAAUCAAAAUGACAUGGAAUCCAGUGCCAAAGUACCCGAAAAUAUCUCAUCAACUGACACUCUCAAGCCAGUCACAAUCCAAGUAAUUGAGCGAGAGAUCAUUGAUAGUGAUAAUUCAGAGAUAUUUCUGACGCCCACUGAAAAUGCGGAGAAAGAUAGCUCCAUGAAAAUUAUUGACUCUGCCGUUCAAAAAUUAUCCUUGCAGAAUUUUGAGUCUACGGAGGAUCAGUUGCUCACGACUGACGAAAGAAGUGGAAAAGCCUCUGGAGAUGAGGAUGAAAAUGAAAGCGAAGAACGAACUGAUCAACCUGCUAUUUUAAUGGCUGAAGUCUCAAUGGAAUCUGCAGAGGAUGAUAGAGAGUCUGACGAGAAAGCGGCCGACUCUAAAGAUGAAGAUAAUGAGUCUGCAGAUGAGAACAAAGAAGCCGCAGAAUCCAGUAAGAAAGAUGAGUUGUCUACCGAUAAAAAUGAACUGUCUGGAGAAAAAGUUUCGGAAGCAGAAGGAAAGCCCUCAAAUGAGGAAGAAAGUGAAGCACCUCAAGGAAAUGAUGAAGAAGAAAAUAAUUUUAAUUCAAGUGCCAAAAGUUCUGAGGUUGAACUUAGCUCAGAAAAAAUUGCAGAAAGUGAAGAAAAUAUUGAAACCUGCUCAACAAUUGUAAAUAGUGAAGAAACCAAACCUGUGUCUUCUCCGUCCCCUGAUAGUAAUAUUGAAACGUCCAAUGAUGGUUGUGAAAAGAGAGAUGUGAUAGAAAAUGAAGCAAGUGAAAUUGCUCCUGCUAGUAGUGAAUCUGUUGCUCAAGAAGAAGCACCCAGCAUUCCGGAAGAAAAUGUAAAAUCGGUGUUCAACAGCUCCACGCAAGUUGAUCCUCAGCAAUUUAGUGAUACAAAGUCAUCAAAAAGUCCUGAGAACAGUUUUGGCAGUGGAGAAAGUGCAGACCGUCCAAUGUUCAGCCCUGGGCCCUCACGACCUCCGUUCAGAAUUCCGGAAUUCAAGUGGUCAUACAUCCAUCAACGCUUACUUUCAGACGUCUUAUUCUCACUUGAAACUGACAUUCAAGUUUGGAGAAGUCACUCCACAAAAUCCGUCCUAGACUUUGUUAACAAUGCUGAAAACGCAAUAUUUGUUGUGAAUACCGUCCAUUUGAUAUCACAACUUGCAGAUAAUUUGAUCAUCGCCUGCGGAGGCUUGCUGCCGCUGUUAGCAAGCGCUACGUCUCCUAGCAGUGAACUAGACGUAAUGGAUCCAACUCAAGGCAUGCCUAUUGAAAUUGCUGUGUCCUUUUUGCAGCGGCUUGUCAAUUUGGCAGACGUUCUUGUUUUUGCAAGCUCAUUGAAUUUCAGUGAGCUAGAAAUAGAAAAGAAUAUGUCCAAUGGUGGCAUACUCAGACAGUGCCUUCGUUUGGUUUGCACUUGCGCUGUGCGGAAUUGCCUUGAAUGUAAAGAGCGUCUCCGAGCUCAGAACAAUGGCAGUCGAUCAGGAUUAGUGCAUUCUCUAAUUAGAGGAGUUCAGGUUUCACCAAAAAGUGCCAUAGAUAAUGGCACAAGUCCAACUGGCCCAGUCAAAGAUCCAGAAAAAUUACUUCAAGAUAUGGAUGUCAAUCGCCUAAGAGCUGUUGUCUACAGAGAUGUUGAAGAAACGAAGCAAGCUCAAUUUUUGUCCUUAGCAAUUGUUUACUUUAUAUCAGUGCUGAUGGUUUCUAAGUACAGAGACAUACUGGAACCACCUGUCAUAACUAGGACACCAACGCCGCCUUUACCAUCAAAUAUUAGACAUAAUGGCACACACCAUGUCGGAGAUAGUCCACCAGAAGAUGGAGACUAUGAUGUGAUUGUUGUUGAUGAAAACCAUUCAUCAGUUUUAACCGAGAACCAAAUUAGUGGCCUUGCCUCACCCUCAUUGAAGAAUGGUACUCAUACUUAUGAAUUGGAUGAUCACAAUGCUAAUACGCAGGGAUAUCCUCACAACCACAGGCAUGUCCUCACAAAUAAGAGUGCCGCUUCAGAGGAAGUUCUGUCCGUUGCCUCCCAACCCACAAGUGAAACAGAUAGUAAUGCUACGAAUGAGAAUGAUGUCAAACCGGUUCACAUUCCGCCCGCCAACGAUUCAGCCUGGACGAAUGUCAACCUCAAUGAAGAUAGUGUCAGUUUGAAUGGAAACAUCAACAAUACAAGUAACUCACCUGAUGGUGACCUUAAUGAGCGAGGAGAAAAACCCUCUGCUGAAAUAUCUGUUGUCCGAGUGCCUCAAAACGAAGUGUCAUCCAAGUCUGCUCCUCCCGUCUCACGGGCGGAUGAUCUCCCGAUGAAAUCUUUGUCGCUCCCUGCAGCACCCACCCCAUCAAGAGAAGCCUCUCUAACGCAAAAAUUAGAGACUGCCCUUGGUUCUGUUUGUCCUCUCCUUAGAGAAAUAAUGGUUGACUUUGCUCCUUUUUUAUCUAAGACUUUAGUUGGAUCUCAUGGCCAGGAACUUCUCAUGGAAGGCAAAGGUUUGACUACUUUUAAGAAUAGCCAAUCUGUAGUGGAGCUUGUUAUGUUGUUAUGCUCCCAAGAAUGGCAAAAUUCACUCCAAAAGCAUGCUGGUCUAGCGUUUAUUGAACUCAUUAACGAAGGACGAUUACUCUCACAUGCAAUGAAAGAUCACAUCGUGCGGGUUGCUAAUGAAGCUGAAUUCAUUCUGAAUCGAAUGAGAGCAGAUGAUGUUUUGAAACAUGCAGAUUUUGAGUCUUCAUGCGCUCAAUCAUUACUCGAUCGCAGAGAAGAGGAAAGAAUGUGUGAUCACUUAAUUACUGCUGCAAGGAGACGUGACAAUGUAAUUGCAAAUAGACUGCUUGAAAAAGUAUGCAAUAUCCUAUCCAAUAAACAUGGUGCCUGGGGUUACUCAGAUCAAGCUAGAAAACAAGAAUUUUGGAAACUUGAUUCAUGGGAGGAUGAUGCAAGGCGGAGGAAAAGAUACGUUCAUAAUCCACGUGGAACUUCACAUCCUGAAGCAACAUUGAAUGCUGCCCUUGAGCACGGAGGUCCCGAGGACGCCAUCAUACAGGCAAGACAAGAAUUACAUGCUCAACUAGCAGCAACAAACCCUCAACAGUCAGCCCAAUCCAACGAUCUCCUCGAUGACGCAGAGCUAAUGCUUGACGAUCGAGAGAUUGACGUCGAUUUAACCGGUCCCGUUAAUAUUAGUACUCGCGCGCGAAUCAUUGCCCCAGGUCUCGUCGCACCUGGGACAGUCUCAAUCACCUCCAAUGAGCUCUAUUUUGAAGUUGAUGAAGAUGAUGCAGAGUUUGCCAAAAUCGACUCAGAGGUCCUGAAAUACUGCGAUCACUUGCACGGCAAAUGGUACUUUUCAGAAAUCCGUGCCGUCUUCUCCAGACGCUACCUCCUCCAGAAUGUGGCUAUCGAAAUUUUCCUCGCCAGUCGAACGUCGGUCAUGCUGGCGUUCCCGGACCAGGCGACAGUACGUCGGGUGAUCAAGGCCCUGCCGCGGGUCGGUGUGGGGAUCAAGUACGGGAUCCCGCAGACCCGCCGGGCCUCGAUGAUGUCCCCGAGGCAGCUCAUGCGCUCCUCCAACAUGACCCGCAAGUGGCAGCAGAGGGAGAUCUCCACCUUCGAGUACCUCAUGUUCCUCAACACCAUUGCGGGAAGAACCUACAAUGAUUUGAAUCAAUAUCCUGUGUUCCCCUGGGUGCUCACCAACUACGAAGCAGACGAAAUUGACUUGAGUUUGCCCACCAAUUACAGAGAUCUUUCAAAGCCAAUCGGUGCGCUGAAUCCAAGCAGACGCGCUUACUUCGAAGAGCGAUACUCCAGCUGGGAACAUGACACCAUCCCCCCGUUUCAUUACGGGACUCAUUACUCAACCUCUGCCUUUACUCUCAACUGGCUCAUUCGAGUGGAGCCGUUCACUACCAUGUUUUUAGCCUUACAAGGAGGAAAAUUCGAUCACCCGAAUCGACUUUUCUCCUCACUUGCUCUGUCCUGGAAGAACUGUCAACGAGACACCUCCGACGUGAAGGAACUCAUACCGGAACUGUUCUUCCUACCCGAAAUGUUAGUAAACGUCAACGGUUACCGGCUUGGCAAUGGCGAAGACGGUAAACCAAUCGGCAAUGUGGCCUUACCGCCUUGGGCUUCCACACCAGAAGAAUUCAUCAGAAUCAAUAGAAUGGCUUUAGAAUCCGAAUUUGUAUCGUGUCAGCUGCACCAAUGGAUCGAUCUCAUCUUCGGAUAUAAACAGAAAGGACCCGAAGCUGUUCGAGCGUGUAAUGUCUUCUACUACCUAACGUACGAGGGUAGUGUGGACCUAGAAACAAUUCAAGAUCCCGUCCUGAAAGAAGCAAUCGAAAAUCAAGUCCGAAGUUUUGGACAAACGCCAUCUCAGUUACUGAUGGAGCCACACCCUCCGCGCAGUUCAGCCAUGCAUUUGAGCCCGAUGAUGUUCACGACGGUUGCGGACGACGUGUGCAUGACGAUGAAGUUCCAGUCGCACUCGGGGAUCUGCCACCUCUCGGCCAACACCUACCCGCAGCUCCCGCUUCCCUCGGUCGUGUCCGUCUCGGCGAGCCUCCAGUUCGCCGUCAACAAGUGGAACUCCAACUACUCCCUCCUCGUCCAGUCCCCCAGCUACGCCGAGACCCCCGGACCCCACACCGCCAACACAAACCUACCCCUCUUCAUGGACCCCCUCCUCUCUCAAUCAAACAACAGUAACAUUAUAGCCCAAAAACGACACCUAGGAGAUAAUUUCAGUCAAAAAUUGAAGAUUCGAUCAAACUGUUUCGUCACAACAGUAGACAGUAGAUUUUUAAUUGCCUGUGGAUUCUGGGAUAACAGUUUCCGAGUAUUUUCUACUGAAUCAGCAAAAAUUGUCCAAAUCGUUUUUGGACACUACGGUGUUGUGACUUGCCUCAGUCGCUCAGAAUGUAACAUCACCUCUGACUGCUACAUUGCAUCUGGCUCUGCAGACUGCACUGUGCUGUUGUGGCACUGGAAUGCACGCUCUCAAACUAUAGUUGGUGAAGGUGACAUCCCAACCCCACGUGCUACACUGACAGGGCAUGAUAAUCCUGUUGUCACUGUUGUCAUCUCAGCUGAACUAGGACUCGUUAUAUCGGCCUCUCAAAAUGGACCUGUAUUGGUGCACACAACGUUUGGUGAUUUGUUGCGUUCACUCGAAGCACCAGUUGGAUUCAACAGCCCUGAAUGUAUUGCCAUGUCUCGCGAAGGCAUCAUUGUUGUCACAUAUGAACGUGGUCACAUUGCUACCUUCACAAUCAAUGGGAACAGAAUGCGACAUGAAACUCACGCUGAUAAUUUACAUUGCAUGUUACUCAGCCGUGAUGGAGAAUAUUUGAUCACUGGUGGUGAAAAAGGAAUCGUGGAAGUAUGGAGAGCUUUCAAUCUAGCUUUACUAUAUGCCUUUCCUGCUUGUGAUACUGCCAUUCGUUCCAUAGCUUUGACUCCCGAUCAGAAAUUUUUACUGGCUGGACUAUCAUCAGGCAUGAUUGUAGUAUUCCAUAUUGAUUUCAACCGGUGGCAUCAUGAAUUUCAACAGCGCUAUUAAAUAUUGGGGGCAGAAAAGCUUCUUUGAAAAUGAGUGAACUUAUUACGUAACAAAAUCAGUGAUUACCUGUCACCAGAGUAUUUUAAUGAAACAUGAACCUUUUCCUGAAGAAAAAAAGCUCAUGCUUAUAAUUUUUACAGCACAUUCCAUAAACUCAAUGCCUUUAAAAUUUUGAGAUGAUUUUUAUUAUUUAUCUUGUAAGAUUAGUUUUUAAACCACUUUAUCUUGAUACAUUCCCAUGAAGUUUUAAUUGAUUAAUUUUGUACCUCAAUAGUACAAAAUUCACUUAGGUCUGCAACUACCCACCGAUUGCAGACUUUAUUCUCUCCUGAUCAGACAAAGUUUUGUAAAGUCACCCCUUCUAGUGGAGGGCUUUCCUGCAUUCGGAAAGAUUUGAAUCUUUUUGCCAAUUUGUGUGCUGUAUCGACUGUGAAACUGCAAGAAUGCGUAUCUUGGUCGCGAUGUUGCAGACUUCUUGUCCAUCAUUCUAUAUUUUUGAAAUGGAAAAAUACUGAACUUUAUUUCUUAAAAACUUCCCUAAUUUUUUCUUCUAUAAAAAUUUCAAGAAAUGGUUUUGUUUGUCUCUCCUCCAUAAGGUAGAAUGAGAAGGAAUAUUUUGAAACACUACAAAUGACAUCUGCAUUCCUGCAGUUUCACUGUUGAUACCUAUGGGGUUUUAGGUUUUGGUGAAUCAAAACACAAUACCUAAAUUUUAAUCAGUAACCAAUUGCGUGAUCUCCAAUUUGUACCUCGCAUGCCAAUAAUCUAGUAACCUAUAUCAUGUGAAAAACAUUUUCCUAAACUGAAUUUUUGAAAAUGAAUGUUACUAAAGACAUUAACUUGAUGAGUUUUGGCUGUCAUUCGAUGUUAUUCUUAGUUCUAUUUUCUAGAGGAAGAAGUACUUUUGAAUAAAUUCGGCAAAACUAUUGUGAAGAGAGAGUAAAAUUUUUAAGGCUACAGUAUUAUUGAACUCUGGGAAAAGAUGCUGAAAUAGUGCAUUUAAAACUAAGGGAGCAAAUAUCAAAAUACCAACUGAUCACUUUUGCCAUGAGUAUAUCUAGAUUUUUCUCAGGGAACCUAGUUUUCAAAACCUUUUUUUUGAGGUUCACAUGUGAUGUACCCUGAAACAGCAGGUUUGCAGUUGAAAUAGUUUUGAGUGGAUUAAUUUUAAGGAAAAUACUAAGAAUUGUAUUGUUACUAUGUGAUGAAAGACAAAAAUGAAGUUGAACGGAUUUUUAAGUCGCUUCAAUGAAGGCUAAUUAUGAUUAAGCUGUUUUAGUUGAAUCUAGUGCAAUAGUUUUACGUGCUCUUAAAAUAUAUGCCUGCUAUUUUUAGAAUGAGCUGUUCAGUAAUCAGUAGGUUUAUCAAGGCAGAGCAUGAAAAUGAAAAAAAAAUGUUGUGUUUUUGUGUCUAUGCCAAGCUUGGCUGUAAUUUUAUUGCUUGAAAUUCGCUCAAAGCGCAAAAGUAGAGCUGUAGUGCCUCUUAAUUUAUCCAAGUCAAACGGAUGCUUUCGUAUUUUAUGCUAAACUCUAGUGCUGACGCGAGUUCUUUGCACAGAAGCUGUUUACUCAUUCAAACAGCUCUCAUUGGAUUCUGUUGUGAUUUCAGGCGCUCAUUUUGAUUUCAGAUUAAUUCAAUGCAUAACUUCUGUCUUUAAAAGUAAAAGCUUAUAUUUUUUAUGUGGACGGAGGAAGAAUCAAUCUUUAUUUUUGAACUUGAAAAUAUCGGAGCAUUUCCAGAAACCAGAGUUCAAAGUUUCCUCUGUCACUUUCCAUAGAGAAUUUGUUUACAUUUUGUCGUAAAUCUGCAGUGGCAGGAAAAAAUUCCUAUCACUGGUAGUAAAAUUUCUUUAUCUUCAGUCAGAUUAAAAUUGAAGGCAGUCGAAAAAUGUACGCGCAGUUUUGACCAUUGUUAAAGUUAGAUGACGGCAGGAUCGUCCAUGUCUCCGGAUUUUUCUGAAUGAAUAAACUUUCUCAUAAUAUCUGUGCUGCAUUCCUUGGUGAGCACUGGAGCUUAAAUUAGUGCAAUGUAUCUUCAUAAGUAGUUUUUGUUAAUGUACAUAAAAUUAUUUAUUACUUAGUCUCUGGUACUUUCUCCUUUUAGUUUCUUUUUACAAUUGUUCAUGCUUGUAGUUUCUUAGAUGGUAUUUUUGUAAAAUUUCAUUUCUACAUGUAUGAAAUUGUAUGUAUGUAUCUAUGUACUUUUAAUUUUUACGGAUUUGUCGUAGAAAUUGUGGCUAUUUCUAGUGACCGUAUUCCAUACUGAAACAAAGUAACGCUUCUGCAAAAUAUUUCUCUGAAGAGAGGUGCAAGUUCGGUGAGGAAUCAUAGUUGCUAAUUUAGAUAAUUCUUCUUUCUAAGCUUUGCUUUUAAGGGUUUUGAGGUGUAAUGCGGCUUCAAAAUAUUGUUGUCAAAUUAUAUUUUAUAUCGCAUGUGCCAAUACGUGAUUCAUUCUUGCACUAGUUUUUUGGUUACUCCUCUCACCCCUCAAUUGAGACCCUCCUAUCCUUAAUUGUAAAUAAAAUCUCGAAAAUGAAUAUUUUGCACUGGUCAAAAUUCAGCUCUCAAACAUGAUGUGGCAAAAAUGCACCUAUGAAAGGUUUUCCUCAUUUUGGAGUUUUUCAAAAUCCAAAAUAAGGUACCUCGAAAAAACUUUUCAUAAAUGGUAAUAAUGAGUCUUGUUUUUGAACAAUUUAAACCUUUAAAUUUUAUUUUGCCUCUCACCAGACGUUUUCUGUCAUCCAUUUUAAUUAUUGUGUCUGUAGUGUAAUGAAUACUGAGUAGACAUUUGGUUUCAAAGGAGAAGAUCUCCGUUGAAUCCAAUAAAUCUUUCCUCAAUGCUGUACUUACACCGUAUUGUUUUUUGGUGAUACCUUUUUAAUUGAUCUGCCUUGGUGGCAGUUAUUUUAUGUAUCUAAUCUAACUAUAAUUUUUAAUCAAUCAGAUUGAAGUUGCAUUAGGAUUCUCAACAGCACUUGUCAAAAUGUUGUAGUUAAUGAUAACUUUCAAGCUAGUAUAACUUUUCUUGAAAGGUAACCAAGCUGUGAUGCCAGCAUACAAAUUGAUGGAAAAUCUGUACUUACAUUUUAUGGUAGAACUGUGACUAUUUAAAUUUUCUUUUUCUUAUGCCCCUGCAAUUAAUUGAGAAAUCGUAAAGUCCUCUGUUUUUCCCUUAAGAUUGAUUAAAAAUGAAUUAAAAUUAUUAAAGAGGAGAUUAGUAUGUGCUUAAGGAUUAGGGAAAGGAAUCGUCCCCCUUCCCUCCCCGUCCAAAUAACAUGAGAACUUUACCCAGGCUGAAUUUUUACUUUUUGGAAAUAUGAUAAAAAUUGCAACGUGAAGUUGCGAUAUUCGAUUCUGGGAAGGUCACUCAUGUUGUCAGAUUUUCUAUUCUUAUUUUUUUGUUGUUAGUUGUCUGCUUUGAGCAGUAGGAAUUAUCUCUAAAGAAUUUCAGUAUUUGAUUACAAUCCAAAUUCACCCCUCCCUCCCAGCAAUAAAGCCAUCCCUAAAAGUUUUAAAGUAGUUUUAAAUAGUGUUAGUUAUUUAUUUAUAUUUUAAAUUGUUUUUGUCUUGUUAUUUUAAUGAUUUUAUUUCCUCUUUUAAGUAUGAGUGUGCUAGUAAAUGUACUUAAAGAGCAGAGUCAUUUUAUAUUUUAUCUGUGUUUCCACUGUUUCUGUAAUUAGUUUGUCCUAAACUUUUUAUUUAUUCAUGCAUACAUACUAAUUGUUUAAGUAGCCAAUUUUAUCCUUGAGUCUUUUGUUUUUUAAUCACUGUGAAUUUAAACUUUAGAAUGUUCGUUAUUGCAGUCCUGUCAUUCGUCCAAGAAAGUUUCCUAUUUUAUUGUACAGAAAUGAAUUUUUAAACUUUAUCAAACCGAUCUCUUGCUUUAAUCCUAAGCAUUUGAAAUUAGAGGCCCUUUUCAGAAAUCAGUUCUCAUGUUCCAAACUUCGGUAAAUUCCUCUCUAAGAUGUGUAUAUGGCAAAAUCAACUGUUGUGAAUAUACAUUUUUUUAAUUGAUUGUAUCGCAUAAAUCAGCAUUUUUAUCAGAAUAAAAUAGAAUGGAUUUCUUGUUGUGGAAAUAGGAUGUUGGUUUCUAAUGAUCGAAUUCGGCUCUGCCAGAAUAUAUAUUUUCAUCCAUCCUUGUCCAUCUGUUGGCUUCUCUGUUUCUCAUUGAGAUGCCUCGUUUCAUGCCCUCAAACAUGAAAAAUACGUCAAAAAUGGUUGCUUGAAAAUACAAUAAAUAAGUACACUUUUUCACAUUUAAUAUUUAUUCAACUGUUGCAUUAUGAUAAUUUUUGCAAAUCUCUUUAAUCAUAUUUUGGCAGGAAAACAAAGUAAAUUGUAAACAACACUAUAGAACUCUAAUGCUAAAUAAUAAAUCAUAAAUAAUAAAAGAGGAAUUUUUUCAAUUCCUUGUCUUAUCAUAAACUUUAUAUCAAAAGGGUUCAGCGUACUGACCGAUGCCAAUUUUUACAAAGUGCUCUGUGUUGGUUACACCAGAAGUUAACAAAAAAAUAAAUGCAACCCUAGGGCAACAAAUUUUUUUUCUUUGGUCCCUUUUCCAUUCGUGAUUCAAGCAAAUCAUGUUUUCUAUAAAAAAAAAAAGCAAUACUUAUCCCUAUUCCUCGUAGGACUGCCCUUUUGUCUUUUGUUGACCAUUGUACCCAUAAAUUUUAAUUUUGUUUAAAAUUUUCACUUCUCUUUCAACCAACAAUGAGAGCCUGUGCAAAAUUGAACCAUACUUAGUUAAAUGUAAAGUGAAUAAUUGAAAAUUAAUCUGAAUUAUUGUUGAUAAGAAAUCUGUAGAUUGUUUUUUUUAAGAGCUUUCAGCCAUAUUUUUAUUUGUUAGCGCAACAUUUACACCAACAAAUCCAUUGCGUGCAUACCAUUUGAUUUUUGACUCGUUCCAAAAAAUUCUGGAGAGUCCAAAGUUAACUGUAUGACACAUGCUUUCGAAAUUUAUGUUUGUAUGUAUUUAUGUAAUUACAAGAGUAAAAUAUAAUUUCGGUUUUUGAAAUAGUUA